Messenger RNA from Scleropages formosus (Asian bonytongue), 1859 nucleotides. It is a transcript of the gene mrpl17, whose product is annotated as mitochondrial ribosomal protein L17. Gene Ontology annotation, cellular component: mitochondrial large ribosomal subunit; ribosome. The transcript has 3 exons. Gene Ontology annotation, biological process: translation. The record is from RefSeq and is a predicted model, not a curated record. Gene Ontology annotation, molecular function: structural constituent of ribosome. NCBI's taxonomy places the organism in Eukaryota, Metazoa, Chordata, Actinopteri, Osteoglossiformes, Osteoglossidae. Bases 133 to 633 code for a protein of 166 amino acids.
AUGUCGGCGACGCCGUACCGAGGCGACGAUGUCCGUGAGGACGAGAGAGGGCGGGAACGCGCUUGAGUGCGAGUCGCGCCUGAAGGACUGAGCACGUUUGUUGCGUUUCGGUUACGCGGAGUGUGGGCAAAAAUGCGCCUCUCCCUUCCCGCGCUCAUCUCCCACGGCCGCGUGGCGCGGCGGAUGGGUCUCGGUCCCCUUUCCCGGAUCAACAUGCUGCGAAACCUCCUCACCGGUCUCGUGCGGCACGAGCGCAUCGAGACGACGCGGGCGCGCGCCGACGAGGUGCAGUUCUACGCCGAAAAGCUGAUUGAUUAUGCCAAAAGAGGGGACACUGAUGAGAAAGCAAUGAAAAUGGCCAGUUUCUGGAUGACGGAGAAAGAUUUGGUCCCAAAGCUCUUCAAAGUCUUGGCACCAAGAUUCAAGGACUAUGACAAGAAGUACACACGCAUGGCUCGCAUUCCCAACCGUGAGAACCUGGACCGGGCAGCCAUGGCUGUGCUGGAGUACAAAGGGAACCCGUACCCACCGCUGGUCACUGUGAAGCGAGACAGUGAGAACACGCUGCUCAACCAGCUCCUCAAGGGCUACCGGGAUGAGAAAGCCCAGGAGGCAAUUGAGAAGACCAAGUGAGGAGAGUCCGUAACGUUUGCCACCAACGGACGCACGAACUGUGUGUCUGCGUUCCUGAAUCACACUGCUGUUGCAUUGCCCUCUCACCCUGUACAGUGUUGUUCAAGGAAUAACUUAUCUCUAUAGUAUAUGAAAUAAAGAAUUUUUGUAGCGCAAGUGGGUGGUGUGCUGAAAGCGCAAGAACUUCAUUGUAAUUCUUCUUACGGAAGUUAAUAUUUUUCCCAUUGGAAGCUGGUUGUGAGACCGGAGAGUCCCAUCGUGCCAAAAGCUUCUGUCACUAUCAGCAGCAGGUUUAAACCACACUUCUGGUACCAUCCUGGACCUGGGACGAGUUAUUUUGUAAACUGCUAUAAUUUAUAGAAGCCAGUAUCUGCUUUUUUAUAUGUCCACCCAAAGAGAGUCGUACAUUAUGAACCUUUCAACCGAAAUUAUUUGUUUGAUAACUACAUUUUACAUACAUAUUUCUGUGUGUUUGACUGUCUGCUCUUGAAAUUACUGAGCAGUGUUGGUAUCCUCUUCCAUAUCGUGCAGUGUUUUUGAAAAGACCAGCGGCCACUCUCAUCGUUCAGUACCGAAUUAUUUUUUUUUUAUCGUCGUUCCUUUCAUUUAAAUUUGUGACACUGUCAGUUUAUGCCAGAAAAUGGCAUGAAACAAGAUAGUCAUAUUUUCCUACCAAAAUGAGAAGCUUUACUCUUUUAAGAAUACACUUGGUCUUCUACUCGCAAAAUUAAUUGGGACUAAAAGUUAAUUGCUUAAAUUCCGUAAAUCAGAUGUUACGGAGCCAGGCCGGUGGCUCCUCAUCAGUUCUGUGUGGAGCUACUGGUGUAAUGAGUGCUGGCAAAAAACCACGGUAUUGGACAAAGUGGCCCUACUAUGAGAAUUACGUGUCUCUGCCUUGAGUUGUACGUUGCUUUGGAGUAAAACAUCUGAAAAUGCAUAAAUGUAAAGGUUAGCAAUCUGGCUCAAAGUUAGUAGGUAUAGGAUCGUCUACAGCUUGUUCACCCGUGUCUCUUGUUCGCUUGAAAAUCUUAGGGCAGCACUUAACUAUUUUUGCUUGGGUGUCUAUCGGUACAUUGGAUGAUGCUUUGGUGCAGUUUGAUUCGGUAUUUUAGUUCUCUUAUGAAAUAUUUCUUAAAAUGUAUUUGCAAAAAGUCUGUGACCAACUGUAAUGACACCAAAUGAAAGAAAUUCAUCAUAUAAAGCUCUAAGCUGGGGCAAAAACUGCA